AUGUCCAUGAAAGAGGUGUUAAAGCUCGUGGGAUUGGGUGCUUUGGCUGUCACUCUGGGAGUGGAGUGCCUGGAUUGGUUGGCCCGUCGUCUUUGGCCGGGACGAGGCUCCCAUGGCCCCCUGAACGAAGUCCUCUUCUUCCCAUCCCCACCCGCCUGUGUGGAACACCUCUUCACACCUGCGAGGACGCUUCCAUGCUCAUGUUCCCUCCCCCACGGUGUGGAGACAUCAUUCGGUAAGAUGCUGGGUCACGUCCUGUCUGCGAAAGUGUCGCUGGACCUGUGCGUUUUCUCGUUCUCUCACGUGGAGCUGUGUCGAGCGGUGUUGCUGCUCCACAGCCGUGGAAUUGCCGUCCGGGUCCUCACCGACGCAGACUACAUGCUCAUCACUGGAUCCCAGAUUGGCGCCCUCCGCAGGGCAGGGAUCUGUGUUAGACAUGACGUAAGCAACGCAGUGCACAUGCAUCACAAGUUCGCACUGGUGGACAGACGCAAACUCAUCACGGGCUCUCUCAACUGGACGCUGACCGCCGUCCAGAGCAACAAGGAGAACGUCAUGGUAACGGAGGAGCCGGACUUAGUGCCGCCCUAUCAGAAGGAGUUUGAGAGUCUCUGGGAAGCCAGUGACCCAGGAAAACGCCACCCACAUUCUUUCAGCCAAUCGGAUUUCAGUGGACACGCAGCCUAA
Molecule: messenger RNA, 687 nt
Organism: Chanos chanos (milkfish)
Lineage: Eukaryota; Metazoa; Chordata; Actinopteri; Gonorynchiformes; Chanidae
Gene: pld6
Product: phospholipase D family, member 6
Exons: 3
Coding region: 1-687 (228 amino acids)
Biological process (GO): piRNA processing
Cellular component (GO): mitochondrion
Molecular function (GO): RNA endonuclease activity producing 5'-phosphomonoesters, hydrolytic mechanism
Source: RefSeq, a predicted model, not a curated record